AAUUAUUAUUUUAUCUAUAAAAAAGGUGUUAAAUUAGUUGCUUCACUUGAGACUAAUUGUCAUAGAAAAAUACAAAUACAAAAAUAAAUAUUUUAAAAAAAUAUUAGAAGUUGCACAACAAGAUUAGACUUUUUCUCCCUAAUUAUUUUCAUUGUAAUUGGGUGAGAGAGAUUUAAGAAAGUGCAACAAAGACUGUGCUUUCUUUUUCUCUUUCCCCCUUAUUCAAAUUCUAGGGUUUUCAAUUUUCAUUUUAGAUUUCCAUCAAAAAUGGCUACGCAAAAUGGAGGUCAACCUCCAGCUAUGGAUCAAGCAGUAUUGGACGACAUUAUCAGACGACUUUUGGAGGUUCGUCUAGCUCGUCCAGGAAAACAAGUUCAGUUAUCAGAAUCGGAGAUUCGACAACUUUGUCUAACUUCUCGUGAAAUCUUUAUUCAACAACCUAAUCUCCUCGAAAUUAAUGCUCCGGUCAAGAUUUGCGGUGAUAUUCAUGGACAGUAUAGUGAUUUGUUAAGGCUUUUUGAGUAUGGUGGUUUCCCUCCUCAAGCAAAUUAUUUAUUUAUGGGGGACUAUGUGGAUCGUGGCAAGCAAAGUCUUGAGACAAUCUGUCUUCUGCUCGCCUACAAGAUUAAGUAUCCUGAGAACUUCUUCCUUCUUAGAGGAAAUCACGAGUGUGCAUCCAUCAAUCGAAUAUAUGGAUUUUAUGAUGAAUGCAAGAGACGGUUUAAUGUGAGACUUUGGAAGACCUUUACAGAAUGCUUUAACUGUCUUCCUGUUGCUGCUUUAGUAGAUGAUAGAAUAUUGUGCAUGCAUGGUGGACUUUCUCCAGACCUGCAAAACAUGGAUCAAAUUAGAAAUUUGCCCCGUCCUAUUGCGGUGCCUGAUACUGGUCUGCUUUGUGAUUUGCUCUGGGCUGAUCCUGGCCACGAUGUGAAGGGAUGGGCGAUGAAUGAUAGAGGAGUUUCAUUUACCUUUGGUGCUGAUAAGGUGGCUGAAUUCUUGACAAAACAUGAUUUGGACCUGGUCUGCCGUGCACAUCAGGUGGUAGAGGAUGGUUAUGAAUUUUUUGCAGAUAGGCAGCUCGUCACUAUAUUCUCGGCCCCUAAUUACUGUGGUGAAUUUGAUAAUGCUGGAGCAAUGAUGAGUGUUGAUGAGAACCUGAUGUGCUCUUUUCAGAUUCUCAAGCCCGCAGAGAAGAAGAAUAAAUUUUUAAUGUCAACGAGAAUGUGAUAUAUGAAUCUUGCAUCAUAGGGAACCUUUGGUCUUAGUUGAUCGGAAGACUUAAAAUGAAGACGUGGGAAAGAAUUGAUGGUUGUUGAGUAAAGAGUAGCUGCAUCUCCUUCAACUACUGAUCGGUAGCUCGUCUAUGAAAAUUAUAGAUUUCCACGUAGACUCAACCCUCCGCUUGAUGGUGCCAAUACCCGUGACUCAGUUUCUUGUACAUUUGUAUUGGCAGCUCGUAGUUUCCUUCAUUUACCCUUUAUAGUCAUUUGCGUUCGACAUGUUGCUGCAAGUAACUAUUCUUCUGCAAUUUGAAUAGGCCAAUCUAGUGGUCUCGCAAAUGUGCAAUUUCACAUUAAUGUGCAAUGAGUUUAGUUUGAAAACUAUGAUCUUAUAUAUAUGUUGGUCUCACUAACAAGCCUCCGGAGGUUCUGGUCAUGUCCGAUACAUUUAUUUGGAUAAAAAUCAAAAUUCAAAUCAAACCAAAUAAAAUUGGAUCAAUGUUUUGGUUUGGUUUUGAUUUGAAUUGAAAAUUUCAAUUUAAAAUUUUUAAAUAAUGAAUAUUGGUUUUUUGCUGACACCAACACUAAAUCUGUAAAUAGGAUACCUUGUGUAGAAACCAAUCAGAAGUAGACACCAGCACUAAAUCUACAAAUAUCAUAAUGAAAAUUUGACCGAUAAUAAGUUUAUCGGUCCUAUAUUUUUUAUAAUUUACUAUAAUUAUUUCUAAAAUAAAAACCGCAUAGAAAUCAUCUUUUUUUAAGGAAAAAUUACCCUGAAUAAUACGAACUUUUACUGAUUUCCCAAUAAUAAUACGAACUUUCAAUUAACCAUAAAUAAUACGAACUUUGACAUGUGUUUUCCGCUGGUAU
Molecule: messenger RNA, 2090 nt
Organism: Amaranthus tricolor (Joseph's coat)
Lineage: Eukaryota; Viridiplantae; Streptophyta; Magnoliopsida; Caryophyllales; Amaranthaceae
Product: serine/threonine-protein phosphatase PP1 isozyme 4
Exons: 4
Coding region: 268-1227 (319 amino acids)
Cellular component (GO): cytoplasm; nucleus
Molecular function (GO): protein serine/threonine phosphatase activity
Source: RefSeq, a predicted model, not a curated record